Ilyonectria robusta is the source of this 770-nucleotide messenger RNA. Its product is annotated as bacteriocin-protection, YdeI or OmpD-associated-domain-containing protein. The record is from RefSeq and is a predicted model, not a curated record. Lineage: Eukaryota; Fungi; Ascomycota; Sordariomycetes; Hypocreales; Nectriaceae. The transcript has a single exon. Bases 170 to 703 code for a protein of 177 amino acids.
CGGGUCUAGAGCCCGUCUCUUAUACAUGACGAAGACGGCUGCUGCCGGAGGCGGCAGUCCGUCGCCGUCGCACAGGGGCCGGGGCCCUGUGGGUCCCGGGGACCGGGAUCGUGGUUAUAGGGCCGGCGAUGUGGUCUGAGGAAGAAGGGAAAGUCGCGUUGUCUAGGAAAUGCCCCUAAAUGUGACAUUGGAAGUCAACCACCAUUCACACACAGGAGGCAUCUGGCUCCAAGUCGGCAAAAAGAAUUCCGGCCUGACGACUGUCACGUACGACGAGGCUCUCGACGUCGCGCUUUGCUUUGGAUGGAUCGACGGCCAGCGGAAAUCAUAUGACGACAAGUGCUUCAUCCAGCGCUUCACGCCGCGCCGCAAGACCAGCAUAUGGUCGAAACGCAACGUGAACAAAGUCGCAGCUCUCCUCGAGUCCGGCCGCAUGCGACCCCCCGGCCAAGCCGAAGUCGACGCCGCACAGGCCGAUGGGAGAUGGGAGAGGGCGUAUUCAGGAUCGAGCAACGCGCAGGUGCCGCCUGAUUUCCAAGACGCGCUGGACAAGAACAAAGCGGCGCGCGACUUCUUUGAAUCCAUCUCCAGGACGCAGCGAUAUGCGUUCCUCUUUCGGCUGGAGACGGCGAAGAGGCCGGAUACGCGGUUGCGCCGGAUUGAGCAAUUCGUUAAGCUCCUUGCGGAUGAAAAGUAUCUGUAGAGCCCAUAGCUGGACUGUGGCCCCGUUGUAUUAAAUUACCACCAAAUGGUCCGUAGUGUAUCCUGUC